Messenger RNA from Peromyscus californicus insignis, 6803 nucleotides. RefSeq names its product tumor necrosis factor receptor superfamily member 10B-like. Gene Ontology annotation, cellular component: plasma membrane; cell surface. Bases 234 to 1406 code for a protein of 390 amino acids. The record is from RefSeq and is a predicted model, not a curated record. The transcript is spliced from 8 exons. Gene Ontology annotation, biological process: TRAIL-activated apoptotic signaling pathway; positive regulation of apoptotic process. Lineage: Eukaryota; Metazoa; Chordata; Mammalia; Rodentia; Cricetidae. Gene Ontology annotation, molecular function: TRAIL binding.
UGAGACUGUGCGCCCUGCGGCGGUGCUCCCAAUAAAGGUAGGAAAGGGAUUAAUUGAACGUCACUGAGCUCCUCCUGGAAUGGGUGUGGCCAAGAAAUCCAGAAAAGUUUCUUCCCACUUCGCGCGUGAGCAGAAGAAGCGCCGCCAAGCAACGGGGUGGAAAUCCAGAGGGGAAACAGCUCUUCUUCGCGGUUUUUGAGAAAUUUCGGGAUCGGGAAUCAGGGCAACCCUCGAUGAAGUCUCGGGGACGCAGCGUGCCCACAGCCUCAGCGGCCUGGGCAGGUCACACCCCAGGUCCCGGGCCACUCCCGGAGCUCAGACUUCGGCCUAGGGUCCCCAAGACCUUCCUCAUACUACAAGUUGUCCUUCUGUUCUUGAGCCUCAGAGACACAGUGACAUCUGAGCCAGUCGGUGAUCUACACGCUGACCUCCAGAGAGCCAGUCAAAGCCCAUCAGAAAUAAAGUGUCAACCAGGCUCCUACCUGUCACCUGAGACUAGGGCUUGCAAUCCCUGCACUGCCGGGAUAGACUACACCAGCUCUCUCAACAGCCUGGCCUCAUGCAGACCCUGCAGCGUCUGUAAGGAAGAUAAAGAGGAAAAAAGCAAAUGCAACUCCACCCGGGACACGGAGUGUCAGUGUAAACCAGGCACCUUUGAAGAUGAAAACUCUCCUGAGUUCUGCCAGAGAUGCCUUGAGUGUACCAACGGAGACGUUGAAAAGACUCCUUGUACCCCAAAGACAAACCGGAAGUGUGACCCCAAAUACUCAUUCUUAGGCCUCAUCAUAGGACUCGUGGUAUCUCUGCUGGCGAGUGUAGCUUUGGCUAUAAUUUGGAAGACUGGGGUCUGGAAGCGAGUAUUGCAGGAUAUGAAAAGAGCCUAUCCAGGCCGUGAACGGAACCCUGAAAGUGCAAACGCUGUGAAUGUGUCUCUCAUGAGAGUGCAGACAUCCAGCAUGGGAAGUGACUCUCACUGCAACACGGAACCUGAGGAAGCUGUGAAUUCUCCAACAGGAAGGAAGUUGCUGGGUCCAGCAAAGGGAAUCGACGCAGUUGAUGCCCUGAAGCAAAUCUUCAGUUACUGUCCGAAUGUUGUACCGUAUAACUCCUGGAACAGCCUCAUGCGACAGAUGGGCCUCACAGACAAUGAGAUUCAAGUGGUCAGAGCUGAAACACUGGCCCUACGAGAAGUCUUGUACCAAAUGCUUCUGAGGUGGCUCAACCAAACGGGCCGGGAUGCCUCCAUCAACCAUCUGCUGGAUGCCUUGGAGGCCGUGGGAGAGAGGUGGGCCCGGCAUGAAAUUGAAGACUAUGCCGUGAAAUCUGGAAAGUUCCUUUAUCAAGAGGCUACAGCAGAGCCAGGCAUGGUGACACACACCAGCACUGAGGAGACAGAGCUGGGAUAAUCUCUAUUUGAGUUCAAGACCAGCCUGGUCUAUAUGGUGAACUCAGUAUAGCUAGGAUUGUGUAGAGAGGGCCUGUCUUAAAAGAAGAGGAAGCUGCAAUGGGUCUAAAGACCUUCAAUGACUUUAGAAUUAAUUUUAUUUUAUCUUUCUGUAUUUAUUGUCAUAUUACUGUAUUAUUGUCAUACUGGAAGCUAGACCCAGAGCCUUGUGAACACUAGGCAAGCAUUCAAACACUCAAAUGCAUCUCAGCAUCUUGGUUUGCCUUCUGUACCUGGACAGGGCACAAUUGGCAGGGUAUGGUAGAACCAGCCUGUCUUUCUGGCCCUCCAGAGGUGGAGCCAGGAAGAUCAAGAGUUUGAGGUCAGUUGGGCCACAUGAGAACCUGUAAUGUGCAUUAUUAGUAAAUUAUCAUAUGCUGUCUAAACGUGUUGAGAGCUGACUAUGGAAACAAAGAGGGUGCUCCUGUCCCAGGGUCUAACAUGUUCAUUUCACAUGUCUGCCAAGACCCCUUGUCCACAGACAAACUGCCCCCUGCCCCCACCCCCAACCCCACCUCCCUGUGACAGAGGGAAGCACAAAACAGCCCGAGUAUAGGAAUUUGAGCUGUCCUUGAGAACAGCUCAAAGGUCACCAGUUUCCGACCAAGGUGACGGCUCUUUAUUGUUAGUCUCCAAACCAACCCGACUGCUGCUCAACCACACAGCUGCACAGCUCCCCUGGCUCACAGGCUGAGGGUCUGUCUGGAAUGCAACUCCCAGGUGAACCGAUUUCUCACUCCCUCCGGUGAGUUUGCUGGUCUGGACACACAGAGAACAUAAAAAGCGCUCCGGGUGGCGACCCAUCCCCCACCCCCUUUCCUACCACCUGCUGGGGAAUCAGUGCAUCCUGGCUCCAAGUGCCUCUGAGACCCCAAAGAAACAACUUCUGUUUUGUUCCAUGGCCUCGAUUCUCCUUAGUUUGGGUUCCAGUCCUCCUUUACAUAUACCUGACCUGUCUAGGUGUGGAUAACUGGGUCUUUUAAGCUAUACCACUUUAUAUUUCUGUUUGUCUUUGUCUUAUGGUUCUGGGUACUGGAUGCAGGUCCCAGUUCAUGCUUAGCACUUUCUUUGCCACUGGGCUACAACCCCAGUUUAUUAAUCUAUAAGUUUAAUGACUUUAUAGGUGCCUAUAAAUACUUACAUGUUUACAGGUAGAUGUUGCCAGAUGAGUCAAGACUUGGGAACUGUAUCCACUGUGAUGGACAUGGCUGGUCCAUGACCUGCCAUUGGUGAUGGGUAAUCUUGAUUAGACUGUGAGAGGCUGGGCCAGGGAGAUGGCUCAGCAGAUAGAGGUGCUUGCCACCAAGUGUGAUGACCCAAGCUCUAUCCCCAGAAACCAUAUGAUGGGAGACGAGAACAGACUCCUACAAGUUGUCUUCUGGCCUCUGUGUGAUGUGACAUGAGUGUGUGUGUGUGUGUGUACACAAAGUAAAUGUAAUUUUUAAAAUCCAGUUGAGAGGCACCUAGGAGAUUGUAGCACACACUUUUGGGGGGUGUCUGCCAGGGCGUUUCCAGAGAGGAUUGACAUGUGGAACAGCAGCUGAGAUGGGAAGACUUGCCAUAGAUUGAGUACACUAUCCAAUAGGCUGGGGCCGGGAAUGGGAUGAAGGAGGGAGGAGGAGGCAGCCAGCCAGUGCUCGCAAACUUCGCUCUUCACGGUCUGUCUGCUGCUGCUGCCACCAUCACCAGGAGCACCCUUCUCCGGCCUCUCUGACCUUUCCACACGGACUCAACCCCAGCGACUCUCCAAGGCGUCUCAGACCGUCAGCCUUGGUUUAUUUGGACUGAGAGGCUACAGGGCCCUGUGGUUCUAGGCACGUAAGCCCAUUUCAUGAGUCCCCCUUUACAGUGUUCUACUGUUGGUUCCUAUCUAGACUUCUCGUCUACGGCUGGGGUGAGGAGAUGGGACGUAAGUUAGGCCAGAGGUGCCUAAUAAGCUCAUGUGCAUUUAAUGUUAGUGACUCUGAGUCCUUCCUGGGGUCACGGGAGGAGGGGACAGAGACUUGCUCCUGAUAUCUGCAUGCUCUCAGGGAUGAUAUACAUGAAUGUGAAGUACUGGUAACUCAUGAAUUCUCAGUUCUAGUGAAUCAAGCCCUGGGCCAUAUUGGGGCAUAGAAACCCAUACUUGAGGACCGUGAUCUCUGGAAGCACCUGAGCAUUGUACAGUACUAAACACUGAAAUGUCAAUUCUUGGGUUUUGGUUUUGAGUCUGGGUCUUGGCUAUGAAUCCCAGACUGCCCUCACCCACAAUCCUCCUGCCUCAGCCUCCUUCAAACUGGAAUUACUUGUGUGCAUCACCAUAGCCAUAUAUAAUUAUUUUUAAAAUACUGUGAUAGGGAUUUCUGGAGAGCUGGCACAUUCAGAUUUUUGUCCUGUGUCGAUUCCUAUUCUGUUUUUAAAAACUAAUUUGUCUUUGAGACAAAUAUGUAUGUAUGUAUCUAAAUAUGUAUGUAUAUAUCUAAAUAUGUAUGUAUGUAUCUAAAUAUGUAUGUAGCCUUAGCUAAUCUUGAACUCACUAUGCAGGCCACUAAGGAUGGCCUCCAAUUCAGAGAUCUGCCCGCAUGUGCCUUCCAAGUUCUGGGAUUAAAUGAGUAUGCCACCACUGGGAGGUGGGUUGGGAGGGGAGGCUGGGGGGGGCAGGAGGAGAGAAGAGGGGGAUCUUUGAUUGGUGUGUAAAAUGAAUGAAAAAUUUUUCUUAAUAAAAAAAUGUAAAGGUAAAUGUUUUGUUUUGUUUUGUUUUGUUUUAGAUGGAUGAGUGUUUUGCCUGCAUAUAUGUGCAUGACAUACGUGCCUGGUGCUCUUGUAGGUCAGACAGCGACCUCUGAUCACUAGAGUUACAGAUGGUUGUGAUCCACUAUGUGGGUGCUGGGAACCGAGCCCAUUCUGCAAGAGCAAGUGCUCUAAACCGCCGAACCAUCUCCUUAAGUCCUCAGUCUGUCAGCCCACCUUCUGGCCAAACCUCCUCCAACACAUUCUAGUCACACAGCAGGACAGUGCCUGGAGAGGCUGUUAUUCUGGGUAUCAGCAUUGUGCCUACAUGCAGAUGCUGGACCAGCCCCAAAGUAGGUAUAUGUUUCACCACCACAUUUGAUGCCCUUUCUUUGACUCCCUUGGAAAACAUGUUGGUAACAUAAAAUAAAUAAAACAAGGCAUGCCAUUAGGUACAAAAUACUCAUGUAUUAUGAAUUCAUGACCAAAUUAAAUAUGAAACCUUAUAUAAAAAGGUGUGGGGUUUUUUGUUCAUUUGUUUUUGCCCCCAUCCUCUAAGACAAUACUGAGUGACAUAGUCCAGGGGGGCUUGUUCUUCUGUCACUGCCCGCCCCCUGACGGGGGGGCUUUUAUGCCAGAGGCUUGCCCCCCCCCACUGGGGUGUCUCCUGCUUCUGUCCCCCUGGAAUCCAGAGCACCCAGGGACUGAGACUGCAAUUUGCACCUCCCCUUUCCUGGCUCACUCAGUCCCCCUGGGUGCUUCUACUAGGCUGUAGGGCUCCACCUGGUGCACACUGGCUCUGACAGCUGUGGAGGGUAGGGGGGUGGGUCCCUGAGGGGUGAACUGGCCUGGCAGGGGGCAUGGUCUUCCUUGGACUUCCACCAACUCCACAAAUCUUCACUUCCUCCCACUGGCCUGUCCCUGUCCAUCCUCAUCACUGGUGAAUGCCCAGGCUGCUAGACUGAGAGACCCAAUUCCCCUUGCUCUUUAGGCCUGGACUCGACUUAUUACCUGCAGCUCCCAAGAGAUGCAGCCCUAACUCUGUCCUCAAAGGAAGGUGUGAGAGGCUCUGCCUUUUCCACACCUACAGACUCCUCUUCACGCUUGAAGCCUUUUAGAGCUCAGCUGCAGGAGAGCACACUAGCCAGCAGAGGGCAGCACACAACACGCUUCCCCAGCCAGCAAUUCUGGAGGACUUGACCAAGAGGCAGCUGCAGUCUUGGCGGGGCCAGGCUCAGACUCCCAAGUUCAGCACUCUGGGAGACCUGCUACUGCCUGGUCCUCCUGACAAGGCAAGAUCAGAACUCUAGGUCCCGGUACCACACAAUUGGAGGGUUGCCUUUGCUUCUGGGUUUGCUUUAAUCCCAGACCUAAGCAACCUAUCUAGGUCCCGGGGAUCAGUCAGUACUUUCCUACUGCCUCGUGGGACUUUGCCUCGUAAGUCUAAAACAUGCUAAAAGGUGGUGAAGUAUGGAUCACAAUUAGGAAAUGGAAAGGGUCAACUGAGGCCCAGUGUUUGUUCCAUGGGGGCUUCAAGCUAUUGUGUUCUUUCUCCAGUCACCCAGAUUCCUCUCUGGACUAACAUUUCCUUCCUGCCCAGCUCUCCCCUUUAUCCUCAACCAGAACCAGGGUGAGCUGUGUGGCCUGUUCUCCAGUGUGUCCUUUCCUGGCAUUUAACCCCUGCCAAAAGCCUCCCACCCCACCCACCCCAUCCCCGAAAGCACAUGCUCCGUGUACAUCCUGUGAAGUCGCCCUUGGAAGAGGAGGCUAGCCUUUAUCAAGACGGAAAAAGUCCAAAGCUACUUAAGCCCAGAAGCCAAAACCUUCCCUGCAACCCUGCAACCUAUAACCAUCAAGCCUCGGGCAACAGCAUCCUCAGAUAUGGAGGGGACCAGUCCUCUCCUGAAAGGCAUUAGAACGGCUGGUACUACCAACCCUUCAUAUCCACAUUAUUAUAGAGGCCUCCUUUGGCUUUGUAAAUGUAUUCCCUCCAGGGUCUCUUUAUGGAACUUCAUUCUUUCUUGGGGGGGGGGGGCGGUGCCCAAAGGAUAGAGUGGUCUUGGUGGUGAUUUUCUUUUGAGUUUGGUUUUCAUUUGUUGGGCUACUUUUGCCUCACCCCAUAAAAAGCAGUGCCACCCAGAGACAGGGGAAGAAGCCUAAAGGAGCAUGGGAUUGCUGAGCACAGAACCCACCCUUCCUCCUUCUCCUACAUUCAUGUCCAAAUGCGAGGAGUGCAGGAGGGGUGAAGUAGAAGGCUCAUUGUACUGCCUAUAAACCUGAACCCUCAAUCAAAGCCGCCGCCCACCACUAGGUCUGUCUGCAUUGCCUGUAGCCCUGAAAAGAUGCUAGCAGGAUGCAGUUUACUCCAUUUCCCCACCCCCCCACCCCACCCCAGCAGCCACACCUCAUGGUGCAGAAGCCUUGAUAUGGGCUCUGCAGACUUCUUUUCCACCCUGACUUCUCAAGCGGGAUCUGAGUAAGCCCACAGGACAAUGCUCACGAAAUACUUGCAACCCUCAAGUUUGUUGGUGGAAAAACAUGACCAGCUCCUAGGGAGGAAGCUGCCUCCCCGGCCAAAGCAGAGACCGAUACAAACAAGCCCACGUACAGGGAAGCUUUCUUCCAUUGACUCUAUUGUCAAGUCCAGAGA